GGCGGGCGGCACGACUGCACUUUGGUCGUCAGGCUGGCGAGGUACCUUAACAGCCCACACAACGGUUCCCGGGGUUUGAAAAGAGUCUGCAGAGGCGUUUGGUUCAGGAUCCGAAAGGAAAGGAAACGCCGCGACGUCCUUUCAACACAAUUUCUACGAAAGAAUUGUCCCGUUCUGUGUCGCCUCACUCACCGUCUUCGACUGUCCUGUCGCAGCCAGAGCCUCUGAUCUACACCAUUUCCUUUCGCUCUCUACGUUUGCAGUGUCACCACUCGUUAGAGCAAAACCGCCACCAUGAGAAUUGAAACAUGCCAUCUCUGUUCCCGGCCGGUGUACCCAUCCAAGGGUAUAACGUUUGUGCGCAACGACGCCAAAGUUUUUCGGUUCUGCCGCUCCAAAUGCCACAAGAACUUCAAGAUGAAGCGACAACCCCGUAAAUUGAAGUGGACCAAGACAUCGCGUGCCCUGCGCGGCAAGGAGAUGAUUGUCGACCAGAACCUCCUCCUGUCACAGUUCGCCAAACGACGCAAUGUGCCCGUGAAAUACGACCGGAACCUGGUGGCUGCAACGAUGAAGGCGAUGGAGAGAAUCGAAGAGAUCAGAGCGAGACGCGAGCGUGUUUACACGAGGAGGAGACUCAGUGGCAAGGCCGCGCGCGAGGCCAGGAAGAGACAGGAUCUCAAGGCCAUUGCACAAGGCGAACACCUCAUCCGCAAGGAACUCGCCGACCUCGAGGCCGCGAGAGCCGAGACGGAUCCUAUGGCCGAACAAGUCAAGUUGGAGGUGGAAAUGGACAUUUCGAGAGUCGUGGGAGAGGAACGGGUCCGACAGAAGAGGAAGAGGAAGAUGCUCGUCGGUGGCGGCACCGAGGAGGAAAUGGACCUGGAUUGAGUGCGUGUAUGUCGUGCACUUUGAAUUUCAACUCAUGGUUCGGAGGUUUCUAACCCCUUUACCUUCAUGCGUCACGAUACCCGUCUGGUGUUUGGGAGUUCUAUGGAUCAGGAGAAGAAAAAAAAAAGAAUUUUUUUUGUUCCUAUCUUCCUCAAUACUGAAUCGAAUCGAAGAAUAAGAAGAAGAAGCCAGACUCUGGGACCCUGAACUGCUUUUGUUGGUGUUCAAGUUGGCAGCAUUGCCCCAAAGCAGAAGCCAUUUAUUCUAAGAGAGACUAGGCACUGAAGCACCAGAACUCACAUGGCCAAGCGUACUCGCUCUUCUCGAACGAAAUUGUCAUCGCUGUUUCUGUCUGGACGUUGCCCUCAGUACCAGAGCAUUGUGGAGAAUCCCUUCCACCCAGUUCUCGCGCCCGGAUAAGGAGAGGGCCAAACUCUUGACCAGUCAUCUCGAACAUCAAACCGUCAAACGCGGCACUCCCUCAGACUUUCAGUACGCUGUGACUAUUGCCAGGCAGCGGCGGCAUGAUUCCAAUGCCACAAAAAGUAUCUCGCGGGCAGACUGUAAUCCAGCCAAAGUGCCCUCUAUUUCACAGGCACAGCCUGGACUUCUGAUGAACUAUACCCAUGGUUCCUCUGUACACUACUUACACAAGUUUCAGUGAUUUUGGGUUUGGCCCUGUACCCAUGCCACUAAUGGUGAAUGAAGACCGCGAGUCAUUUCCUGGUUUCUUGAAACAGAGGCAUCCGGGAUGUUCUCUACCUCGAAGGUCUACGGCGAUGGAUGGAUUUAUGUGCGAAGUCAGCCAGGCCAGCGCCACGGUUUCUAGUUGAUGGAUAUUUUGUGUGAAUGCUAUCAGCCUGCCACUCCUUGAACUCCCUUGUUCUUAUCGGGGUGCCAUUCUUCAACUGAGCAGCCUAAAUAGCGUGCAUUUGCUGGGCCAGGCAAAGGUAUUCGUGGGUAGUACUGUAGUUGCAGGAAACGAGGAGAGCCAUGGCUGCGCACACUCGCAAAAAGAACAGCUCGAUACAGAAGAGUGCUCAAUUGAAAUAAUUAUUCUGUCCA
This is a messenger RNA of Exophiala dermatitidis NIH/UT8656, 1956 nucleotides long. Its product is annotated as 50S ribosomal protein L24e. Gene Ontology annotation, biological process: ribosomal large subunit biogenesis. Gene Ontology annotation, cellular component: nucleolus. Lineage: Eukaryota; Fungi; Ascomycota; Eurotiomycetes; Chaetothyriales; Herpotrichiellaceae. The record is from RefSeq and is a predicted model, not a curated record. The transcript is spliced from 2 exons. Bases 295 to 891 code for a protein of 198 amino acids.